AUGGCUCCCCCAACCCAGCCAACCUCCUCAAACGUACCAGCAGAUGGGAACUCCAAGAAUUGUGGCUCUUUGACACUCAAAAACGAUGUAACCAAUCCAAAUGCUUCAGUUGAAGAACUGGCCAAGAUCGCCUGCAAGAAUCUGCCCAAUGUCCUUCCACCCUCUGGCACCUUACCAAUCGACACAGUGCUUGCCAUGGCCCAAUUUCCCACCAGCAAGAGGCCUACUAAGAUGGACAAGAAGAUACCAGCAACCAAUCUCCCUGGUGAAGAAAAGAAGAAGUUGUUUUGCAAGUUACCGUUAUUGAAAAAGAACCUCAUCUCUUCAAGUGUCAUCAACUCUGAUGACCGAAAGAAGACCAGAAAGGUGGAAAAGAGAUGGGAUGCAGAAGAGAUGUACAAGCUGUGUGCAAAGAUUAUGGUUGAGAAGACAGAGCAGGCAGAGGAUGUGGUGGAAUGGGUGGAGGACGAAAACAAGGCAGAGGAGGAGGGUGAAGCGGAAACCGAGGCAGAGACGGAUGCAGAGGUGGUAACAGGUGAGGAGGAGGAAGAUGAGCUGGCACCGGAAGACAAUGAGGAAGAUCAGGAGGAAAGUGAGGCUGAAGUCACCAAGAAGCCCCAAUCAUCAUUCAACGAGUCAGGAGGCUAUUACCGGGACGACUACUACUAUUCAGAGGACUAUCACCAUUCAGAUAAUGAGACCAACCCUUAUCGGUCUGCCACAGACUUGGAUGAAUAG
Molecule: messenger RNA, 738 nt
Organism: Puccinia triticina
Lineage: Eukaryota; Fungi; Basidiomycota; Pucciniomycetes; Pucciniales; Pucciniaceae
Exons: 1
Coding region: 1-738 (245 amino acids)
Source: RefSeq, a predicted model, not a curated record